This is a messenger RNA of Macroventuria anomochaeta, 3141 nucleotides long. RefSeq lists its product as uncharacterized. Lineage: Eukaryota; Fungi; Ascomycota; Dothideomycetes; Pleosporales; Didymellaceae. Gene Ontology annotation, molecular function: zinc ion binding; DNA-binding transcription factor activity, RNA polymerase II-specific; DNA binding. Gene Ontology annotation, biological process: regulation of DNA-templated transcription; DNA-templated transcription. The coding region runs from base 247 to 2850 and encodes 867 amino acids. The record is from RefSeq and is a predicted model, not a curated record. The transcript is spliced from 6 exons.
UCUAAACUCUCCCGCGCCCUCCGUACAGUCACCCUUCUCGCACCCGUUUUACUACUUCGACAUCGCAGCGCUUUCACUACGACCGCGACUACAACGCACUCGAACGCCCCUGUUGCGCCAUACCCGAGGAUCCGGAUGCUAACGGCUUGUGACACGUUCUGUCAGUGAUCCCCUCGUGGGCCCCCGCUAUACCCAGCGAAACAACACGACCAAUCGAUAACGUCGCAAAACAAAUUCACCGCCAACAUGCCCGGCAUAUUACCCAUGAAAGUUAUCAAAGUUGGGUCGAGCUGUCAGUCCCGCAUUGCACAAGCCUGCGAUCGAUGCCGUUCCAAGAAGAUACGGUGCGACGGCAUUCGCCCAAGUUGCACACAAUGCACCAACGUUGGCUUCGAGUGCAAGACCAGCGACAAGCUCAGUCGUCGAGCAUUUCCCAGAGGUUACACAGAGUCGCUUGAGGAGCGAGUACGACUGUUGGAAGGAGAGGUUCGUGAGCUGAAGGAGCUGCUCGACGAGAAAGACGAGAAGAUCGACAUGCUCUCACGAAUCCACUCACAUUCGCCCCAAGGAUUCUCAAACGGACAACGACCCUCCGUUCAGUCACCAGCCGCAUUAGAAAUCAGGGAAGAAUUGCAAGAGAAAGACGACACCUUCAAGGUGCAACAGCCUCCACUGCUCGUAGACGAUGAGAAUAGCGACUCGUACUUCGUUGGUAGUUCAAGUGGACGAACCUUCGUUGAGGCAUUCAAGCAAAAGGCGCAAGGGACUGGACGACUCAGCACAGACAUCAGCUCAAAUGCCUUCUUUGGAGCAGGAGCCAAAGCGUCUGCUUCUCCCACGAAGUGCAAUGUCUCUUUCAAGGCUCCGCCUCGUCUGGUGUCUGACCAGAUGAUCAACAUCUUCUUCCAGGAGUGGGCGCCCUUGUUCCCUGUCCUUCAUCGGCCAACCUUCCUUGGCUUGUACGAGCAGUAUGUCUCCAGCCUUGAGGAUCUUCACGACAAGAAGUCCAUCGCGAUGCUCAACUUGUGUUUCGGUAUUGCUGCACUGUCCAGUGACUCACGUGACGAUAAAGACGUUGCAUCAUUCGAGGCUCAAUGGCAAAGUGCUGUCGACACCUUCUUGAUGGACAACGACCUUGCGACAUUACAGUGUCUGGUUCUUGCUCAGAUAUACUGUCUCCUUAAGGGUGAUUACUCCCGCGUGCUCAAGUACAAGGGCCUAGCUAUCGGUCUGUCGCAACGCCUUGGCUUGCAUCAACUGCAGAAGCGCUUCGCACUUGGUGCACUCACUAGCGAAACCAGGAAGAAAGUGUUCUGGUCAUUGUACACUGUCGAUUGCUUGUCUGCCGCACACCUUGGUCUCCCCAAGCUGAUCAGAGAAGAAGACGUUCACUGCGAAUAUCCAGUUGACGCUGACGAUGAGUACGUCACCGAGAAAGGGUUCCUGCCGACCCUGCCCGGCGAGUCGACCAAACUUUCGAGUGCACUGGCCCUCUUCCGCCUUUCUCGCAUCCUCUCCAGAGCUUUGGCCGAGUUAUACCCAACCUCCUUAACACACGACAUCUCUUUCCGUACUGUGGCAUCCCUGGCCGAUGAUCUUGAGGAAUGGCAGAAUAACCUGGCUCCACACCUCAAGCUGACCUUCGCACAAGACAAGCCCAGCACAAACGUGACAAGUAGCAGAGCACCCAUCUUAUCUCUGGCAUAUUACCACAUCCAAUCUCUCAUAUACCGCCCCGUUGUCGUCGCCGAUCUUGGUGACAAGGGCUCGUCCGCUCUGGUUGCAGUUGGGGAUGCUUGCAAGCACAUCGUGCAGAUCGUGCAAUUGCUUGACGAGCGCAAGCUUAGCUUCUCCUUCUGCCUCAACCGCAAUGAGGUCCUCGUCCAGGCUGGAUUCGGUCUGCUCUUCCAGACCCUCAAUCUUGCUCGUGACGGCAAGCUGGUCAAGGAUUGCAACCGCCUUGUCUGUUCGGUCAUGGACAUGCUUGAGCGCAGCUCUGCAGCUGGCUCUAUGGAGUUCCGUCGUACUGGAUGUUCGAUGAUCACGGUCCCUCGAGUGGCCGCUCCUGCACUUUCCCGCCAUAACUCGGAACGAAGCAUGGGCGCCCCAAUGGACACCUUGCGCGCGACACAGAAGACACUCAAGGCCAUUGCUGCUCGCUUCUCCCCAGGUGCUAUGAAGGCUAGCCGCAACGAUUUCGAGGCUCGACGUGCCACUCUACCAACUAUCUCGCCCAACGACGGUGUACAUGGCAACCCCUCCUCGACAAGCCUCUCGUCUAUUCGCUCUGAACCACACAUAGCGCGAUCGGAACCCACCAUGAGCCCGCCAACCCAAAACCGCGCCUUUUGCUCCAUGCCAAACAACCGCCGUCCGAAUCUGACAUCACAGCCCGCUGCACACCGAAAUAUCGACUUCCUGUCGUUCAACAGUGACGCUUUGAGGAACCAUUCUCUCGUUCCCACUACUGUCAAGACGGAAGUUUCUACCUCCGAUUGGGAGCGUCUGCUCGGCUCACUAGAUGGUGGACAGACCAACAUAUACGACAACAUUUAUGGUGGCCCAGCGGCGGAGGCUCUUCUCGAUGUUCCUCUUUCUACUUCUAAUGCUACGGACAGCAGCGCCAACUGGUCGCCUGAUACCUGGGACUGGAACAGCUACGGGACCGCAGCACCCCCACGGAGCGUGCUCAGCUUCAGCGACGAGAGCCUGACCAGUGGCGAGGAGUUCAGCAGCAACUCUUGCGAAUUUGGCACUCCUGGCAGCGACAGGAUGUAUGCCGGCAUCAUGAUCCCCGAUAUGAGCACACCAACUGGACUGGCAGGGCUCGACGGCAACUUUGGCCUAUGAAAGCAAUGAUAUCACUUGACGACUUUGGUUUGGAUUUGGAAUACUGGAGUUCAGGGGCUGAGGAGUUGUUGACACUGAUGCGCUGGGCUGCACCUGGGGGUUCCUUUUCGCUUGCUUUGACUUGAGAUACCACCUUCCUCGCAAGAGCGAGAUGUUACGCGAUGUUGUACAGGGGUUGAGUGUUUUGAUCUAUCCGUUGUUUCUGCACAUACCCAGCAACAAAGAAAAUGAGUUUGAUCUAGCUGUUCAAUCUUUCUUUGCAAAAGUAGAUACGCAAUACUCAAUUAUUCC